AUGGGUACUGUUUCGUUGAACAUGUCUAUGCACACGAGAGAACCUAUUAGGGACAGUAAAUUGUCAGGGCCUGAAUGGAUAAGAGAGAUUCUUUAUGGACAUUCAGAUAGGGUAUAUGAAGCUUUUCGAAUGGAGAUGCAUGUUUUUCUCAACCUUUGUGAUUUAAUGAAGGCAAGGGGUUGGUUGGUAGAUAGUCGAUAUAUUAGGGUAGACGAACAAGUUGGGAUAUUUUUAUCUAUGAUUUCUCACAAGAACUCGAAUAGAGAUUUAUGUGAGAGAUUCCAACAUUCGGGACAAACUAUCAGCAAGUACUUUGCUAAAGUGUUGCAAGCAGUUCUGAAUCUGGCAAGAGAAAUUAUCGUACCACCUUCAUUUGAUGUUGUCCCAGAAGAAAUUCUUAUCAAUCCUAAAUAUAACCCUUACUUCAAGGACUACAUAGGCGCUAUUGAUGGCACUCACAUUCAUGCUUCUGUACCAGUGUCGAAACAGAUCCCAUUUAGAGGCAGGAAAGGAAUUACCACUCAGAAUGUGAUGUGUGUUUGUUCAUUUGAUAUGAAAUUUACAUUUGUGUAUGCUGGUUGGGAAGGCUCUGUCAACGAUUGUCGGGUGAUCUCGGCAGCACUCGAGACACAUCGCUUACAAUUUCCUCGACCUCCACCAGGCAAAUACUACGUGGUAGAUUCUGGUUAUGCUGCAGCUCCGGGAUUUUUGACUCCUUUCAAAGGGGAACGAGUUUCUAUGAAUGCCGUCAACAAAUGGCUCAUUGCUAGACAAUCUCCUCCCGGUUGUCCUCCUCCUCCUGGGGAAAUCACCCCUUUCCUGCAUGACAAAGGUUUCGUUCUUUCUAAAUUAGCCUCAGCUCAAUCACACCAGCAACUAGACGGAAUAUUGAAGCAGGCUCUUUCUGAAAUUGAAGACUUUGGAUCUUCUCACUCUCAUCACAGUGGGAAUUCCAAUGAAGAUGGCUGCUAUAGAAUCCUCCCAAGAAUCCAAUGUGGAGACGUAGCAGAACAGGAAGAAGAAGACGAAGAGGCAGAAGAUUUGUCCAAACCAUGA
Syzygium oleosum is the source of this 1056-nucleotide messenger RNA. RefSeq lists its product as uncharacterized. The record is from RefSeq and is a predicted model, not a curated record. The transcript is spliced from 4 exons. Bases 1 to 1056 code for a protein of 351 amino acids. Lineage: Eukaryota; Viridiplantae; Streptophyta; Magnoliopsida; Myrtales; Myrtaceae.